Molecule: messenger RNA, 710 nt
Organism: Aureobasidium pullulans EXF-150
Lineage: Eukaryota; Fungi; Ascomycota; Dothideomycetes; Dothideales; Saccotheciaceae
Exons: 1
Coding region: 283-513 (76 amino acids)
Source: RefSeq, a predicted model, not a curated record
UUCAUGUCUCUGUUGUUUCUCUUUUAUUAACAUACCCUCACAUUGCCUGCCACCGUCCCUCUAACGCUGCCAUCCUGCUUGUCCAAGCGUCUGGGUUAUCGCGAUAGUAACGACCUGCUUCAUCUUUCUUAAACCACCAUCUACUCCACCUUCCCGCCGUUGCUUUCCAAACGGCAAUGCCUACAAGAAACCGUCGUUCGUCGCUACGGAACCGACAAGUGCCGUGGGUAGGAGACAAACAAUGACACUAUCGAUUGCGACCGUUGUUACAUUUUGCGUGCAAUGUCAGCGCCAGCGCGCUUCCAAAACGAACUUGCAUACAGAUCUCGUCUCCCACCUCCGUACACCACACAUCACUGGGGGGAUGCAGGGAACGGAUUGCCAUACGCCAGCCAUGCACUUUCUCCUCCACAGUACUUUGCGCACACGCAUUGUCUUGCAAGACCGCUCAGCUCCGUGAAGGAGAAAGCUGGGUGGCCUUGGGCUUUUCAGCGUUACGACCAACGUUCCUGACCCAACCGUCUCGUUCGUGAUGAGUACGUGUUCUCCAAGACAGUGUCUGAAGGUAAAGGAGUAAACAUCCGAAUAUGAUCCCCCUUUCACUCGUAGUGAAAUAAUGGCAGGGCUCUGUCCAAACGUCCACGUACAACUUGCCAAAGGUAUACCGAAAGAAGAUGAUCAGCAAGCACCGGGGUGUUUACCGUUAAGAC